GUUGCCGUAUUGAUUCUGAGCCAGUUUGCGAGAACUAUUGUAGUAUUUUUGUCGCAAAUAUGUUCAAACUAAGCGUUUUAUUUUGUGUUUUAGUUCUGUUGGUAAAAAUCGAUGCCGCGUAUGUGAAGCGAGAUGUGGAGUCAACAACCCAGAGCCAAAUACUGGCAUCAUUCCAGAAGAACAUGGACAUGUUUAGAAAAUGCCUGGACCACACCCUGGCCAGUUCUGUGAAUGAUAUCAACGUGAACCAACUGCAGCCUGUCUUGUCGGUGAUCGGAGAUUCUGUUAACAGAUUCUCUAAAGCUUUUGAAGAUUUAACAGCGAAGUCAACGACAACGGAGGCGUGGCGAUAGUUUAAGUGAUUAAUUUUUGUAAAUAUUUUAUUAAAACAAUUAAGUUUGUAAGGUCAGCGGGCUUAUUAAAAAGUUAUAUAAAGUUAGCGGGUCUUUUUCCGUCUACGAGGUUGGAACCCUCUUUUUGCAAUUACGGUCUAAGCAAAGGAUAGCCAUGUUAGCCGUAUAGGUACGAGUAAAAAAAAUCCGUAUUUCCAUAUAUGUUCAUGUAUCUGUAUCAAAGUUGCAGUGGUGAAUGGUGAAAUUCUCCAAAAGGGAACUCGACACAACAUAUACGUACUAACACUAACAUAAAGUACAGUAAAAUUUUUGUUCCUUAAUUUUAUGAUAGUUAACGUUACUUAUUUUAUAUUUUAUAAUUGUUUUUUCCAACAUAUGUAUGCCGUAGCAACUAAAGGUAAUGCAUUUAAAAUAUUGGUAGUAAUUUGUAAGGUUCAAUUGAUUGAAUGUAAUUACCACUGUUUGUCCUUAAAAUAAAUAAGCAUGUAUGCGGUCAGCAAAUCGCUCUAAUGUUAUUUUACAUUAAUUAUGAAA
Molecule: messenger RNA, 887 nt
Organism: Manduca sexta (tobacco hornworm)
Lineage: Eukaryota; Metazoa; Arthropoda; Insecta; Lepidoptera; Sphingidae
Exons: 3
Coding region: 60-353 (97 amino acids)
Source: RefSeq, a predicted model, not a curated record